Messenger RNA from Styela clava, 1649 nucleotides. RefSeq lists its product as uncharacterized. NCBI's taxonomy places the organism in Eukaryota, Metazoa, Chordata, Ascidiacea, Stolidobranchia, Styelidae. The record is from RefSeq and is a predicted model, not a curated record.
UCGUACUAUAAAAUGUAUAUUCAUCCUGCAAACGACGAGGAAUCUACGACUUUGGGAUGUGGAACAGCAUUGUCAAAAAUAGCCUUACCAGGUUCAAAGAAAAAAGGCCUGUAUGACAUUUCAACAGGAUUGCUUUCGGAUGAUAGCUCCGGGUCAUCGCUAAGCCUGUGUUCCGAAAAGAGUUUUAAUAGCAGAAAACAAAAUAACGGGAGUUCCCUCGAACGAGACUUUUCGAGUUUACUUGACGGAGUAAAGGGCCCGAUUUCGGCUUUAGCGAGAGAAUCUCGAGUUUCCAACUCGUCUGAAGAUCUCUGCAGCGUUGAUUCUAACAGUCUGGAUCUAAUUUCAUCUCCUAUUUUGAUGAGCAGAAUUCCGAGAUCAAAAAAUAUUGGUGAUUCUGGAAGAUUUGUGCAAACAAGAAGGAACGCUGAAAUCAAGGCAAGCGAGUUAUAUUACAAAAGAAACAGCGUUGGAAAGAUUUCCUUUGGAGGGGAUUCAGACGAUCAAUCCAAGAAAAACAAUGCACUGGGAAGCCUGAUGGCCUGGUUCCAACGCAAGUCGUCGACAGAUAGUAAUUCAGAUCCAUCGCCAUUCAAACGAAGCGCCAGUCUACAUUGUACAACUUCUACUAGGACCUCCAGAAAAGCUCGCUCUGAAUUAAUUGACGACAAAAAAGACAAAAUGUCAGACUCCGAUGAAAAUGAUGUUUUGACCAGAAGAAAUUCAUUCUCAAGUGGAAGGAGACGUUCGUUCAAGAGACGAUCGAGUCGCAGAGGGAAGAGAUCAAUAGAUGAUGAAAAUACAAAACCAGAAUUAACAUUGGAUGAAAUGAUGAAAAGUAAAGUUGCAUUGCAAGCUUUUCGGGAAUUCUUGAUACUAGAACACAGCGAAGAAAACUUGGAUUUCUGGUUGGACUGCGAAAUUUAUAAAUCUUUGAAAUCAGCAAAACAGACAAAAAUGGCUUUCAAAAUCUUCUCACAAUAUCUUGCACGGUCUGCUCCGAGAGAGGUAAACAUUGAUUUUGAAACGCGAGCAAGAACCGAAGAAAAACUGAAAAAUCCAGACAAUGGAACUUUCAUUGAACCACAAAAUUGUAUUUAUAAUUUAAUGAAAUGUGACACUUUUCGACGAUUUGUAAAUUCAGAUAUUUGUAUGAAAUUAUCUUCUUUCAUAUGCAAUGAAAAAAUUGUGGAAACGCGAAAAAAAUUCAAUUUUAAAACGACAUCAAAAAAGACAAAACUUCCCCGAUAGAAUCAAAUAAACGCAAGAUUAACUAACUUCGAGAAAUGUUCAAUCAUUUCAGCAAAUGCACACUUACUUGUUCUGCUUGAUUUACCCAUAGCGUCGUUUAUUUGUUUAUUUAUACAUUUGAAUCGUAUUCAAAUCUCCAAUUAUUAUCAUGAAAUUAAAUUCAUUUUCUUUUCAAUAUUGUAUGAUUUCUUUCUCAAACACAAUGGAAUUUAUUCACCACUCCUUCAACAAUUGUUAUUAUAUUUUUAUAAUAUUUUUUUAUUUUUAUCACACGAUGUUUUUGUCUCACAUUUACUAAUCUGAGUAAUGACUGUAUAUGUUGAUUGAUAUUUCUUAUUAUUAUUUAUAUGAGCACUCAAUAUUCUGCACGUUGAAUAAAUUAUUAUACGAUAAAGUAU